Trichoplax adhaerens is the source of this 1230-nucleotide messenger RNA. RefSeq lists its product as uncharacterized. Gene Ontology annotation, biological process: protein phosphorylation; establishment or maintenance of cell polarity. The transcript is spliced from 14 exons. Gene Ontology annotation, molecular function: ATP binding; protein serine/threonine kinase activity. Lineage: Eukaryota; Metazoa; Placozoa; Uniplacotomia; Trichoplacea; Trichoplacidae. The record is from RefSeq and is a predicted model, not a curated record. The coding region runs from base 1 to 1230 and encodes 409 amino acids.
AUGAUAAAGAGGGCCCAGGAAGGAGGCGAAUGGAUAAUGCUGACGGACCUGUUAAUAAACCAUUUAUUGAAAGCAGCAGUGACGGAUAAGCCAAAGGAACCAAGGAGAGCAUCCAAACCUAAACCGAAGCCAGAAUUAAAGGGGCCUGCCUCGAAAGUGGAACCUACACCUCAAGAAGGACAAGUUUCUUUAGAGGACUUCAAUUUAUUUAAAGUUAUUGGUCGAGGAAGUUAUGCUAAAGUUCUUAUGGUUCAAUAUAAGAAAACAAAAGCCAUUUAUGCUAUGAAAGUUAUUAAAAAAGAGAUUAUUAAUGAUGAGGAGGAUAUUGAUUGGGUACAAACUGAAAAGCACGUAUUUGAGAUUGCGUCAAAUCAUCCAUUUUUAGUGGGAUUGCAUUCAUGCUUUCAAACUAACAGCAGAUUAUUUUUCAUUAUUGAAUUCGUAAAUGGUGGUGAUCUAAUGUACCAUAUGCAACGUCAAAGAAGAUUACCUGAAGAUCAUGCUAGGUUUUAUGCGGGUGAAAUUUGCUUGGGAUUACAUUUCUUGCACGCUAGAGGUAUCAUUUAUCGAGAUUUGAAAUUGGAUAAUGUAUUACUUGACUCUACUGGUCAUAUAAAAUUAACCGACUAUGGAAUGUGUAAGGAAGGCCUUGGGCCGGGCGAUACUACAGGUACAUUUUGUGGUACGCCAAAUUAUAUUGCGCCAGAAAUAUUAAGAGGCCAAGAUUACUCCUAUUCUGUGGAUUGGUGGGCUUUAGGAGUACUUAUGUUUGAAAUGUUGGCUGGAAGAUCCCCAUUUGAUGUCGCUGGUAAUCCAGAUGCGGAGCAAAGUAACUCGGAAGAUUAUUUGUUUCAAGUCAUCCUCGAAAAGACAAUCCGCAUUCCUAGAUCUUUAUCGGUCAAGGCGGCAUCUGUUUUGAAAGGAUUUUUAAAUAAGGCGCAUGAAGAAAGAUUAGGUUGCCAUCCAGAAACAGGAUUUACUGAUAUCCAGUCUCAUGUUUUCUUCCGCCAAAUUGAUUGGGAAGAGCUUGAAGCCCGUCAAAUUCCUCCUCCUUAUAUCCCUCAAGUCGAAAAUUUCCAGGAUCUGUCACAUUUCGAUCCACAAUUUACAAGUGAACCCACCGAUUUUACUCCGGAUGAUCCAUUUAUCCUGGAGAAAAUUGAUCAGUCUGAAUUUGAUGGGUUCGAGUACGUUAAUCCUCUUCUUAUGUCCGAAGAGGAUGCGGUGUAA